Molecule: messenger RNA, 606 nt
Organism: Armigeres subalbatus
Lineage: Eukaryota; Metazoa; Arthropoda; Insecta; Diptera; Culicidae
Exons: 2
Coding region: 1-606 (201 amino acids)
Source: RefSeq, a predicted model, not a curated record
AUGGUAUUCGGUGAAACAAUAGAAGAGGUGGAAGUACGAGCAGGGCAGGCGAUAGAAAUAAUCGAAAACUGGAUGUGCGGAAAAAAGCUGGCAUUGGCCCAUCACAAAACCGAAGUGAUGAUGAUCAGCAACCGAAAGGCAGUACAGCAUAGUACGAUUACGGCCAGAGAAGUCACCAUUGCCUCGAAGCGAGAGCUAAAGCACCUUGGGGUAAUGAUCGACGACCGGCUCAAUUUCAAUAGCCACGUUGAUUAUGCUUGCGAGAAGGCAACUAAAGCGAUCACAGCGUUGACCAGAAUCAUGUCAAACAGUUCCGCGAUUAGUAGCAGUAAGGCUAAUGCCUAUAGGCUAAUGGCCAUGAGAGUGGCAAGUGCAUACCGUACCAUAUCGAUGGAUGCGGUUUGUGCCAUAGUAGGAAUGAUCCCUUUAAACAUCUUAUUGGAGGAGGACUGCAGCGCUAGUAAUAUAAACCCCGAGAACAUCGUGCAAGAAAUGUGCAAGAAUGAGAAUACGUGGAACGAAAUAGGAAGAGCGGUAACGCAGUUCAUGAAAUCGCUGCAGCGAAAAUGGCGUGAAGACCAGAGGAUAUCUGGAAGCGAUCAUUAG